Messenger RNA from Myxocyprinus asiaticus (Chinese sucker), 5902 nucleotides. RefSeq names its product membrane-associated phosphatidylinositol transfer protein 3-like. The transcript has 20 exons. NCBI's taxonomy places the organism in Eukaryota, Metazoa, Chordata, Actinopteri, Cypriniformes, Catostomidae. Gene Ontology annotation, molecular function: phosphatidylcholine binding; metal ion binding; phosphatidylinositol binding. Gene Ontology annotation, biological process: phospholipid transport. Bases 286 to 3138 code for a protein of 950 amino acids. Gene Ontology annotation, cellular component: cytoplasm. The record is from RefSeq and is a predicted model, not a curated record.
UUGAGCACAACAGGAGGAGGAGAGGACAACAGCAAAGUCCGCACACAAGCAAACAGCUCCAAGUCCGUGCUUACUUCAACACAAGGAUCUGUCUCGGCGUUCAUGGAUACUCCCACCUUCGCGUGUCUUUACCACGGCAUCUUCAAUCAUGAAACACGCAUAGGCUUUAAAUCGUUUCUCCCGCGUCCAACCUCCCCGUGCACAGACAAGGACAGAGAGACACGAGACGUGCGUACUCUCCAAACUAAUUGAAAACACGCACCGGACAAAAGUGCAUUGGACAGGAUGGCUAAAGAGACUAGAGGGAAAGCGACCCUUCGCAAGCUUAGCGCUUCUCACUGGCGCAUGCAGAACAUCGCCCAGGAAUCUGUUGACAGCUCAGAUGAUGAGUUUUUUGAUGCCCGCGAGGUGCUGGAAGGUAAAACGGCCAUGCUCUUAGGAAUGAGUCAAUGGAACUCUAAUGAUCUCGUUGAACAGAUAGAAACCUUGGGCCACAUCGACCAGACUCAGGGGUCAGAGAGACUGUACCGUGUAAGGAGGCAGAAAUGUGUCCCCCAAACAAGCAUUGAUGGUCUAGAGGAAACUGAGAAAUGUCAAACCCAUGUGCUGGUGUUGGUGGUGCAUGGGGGGAACAUACUGGAUACGGUGGGUGGUGAGCCGGGCGCGAAGGCUGCAGAUGUGAACACCCUGUCUUCAGUGCUGGAGAAAGUGUCCCAAGCUCACUUUCAAGCUGCAGCCCAACAUGUCAUCAUUAAGUUGGUGCCGUGCCCGGCCGUAUGUGCGGAGGCCUUCUCCCUCGUGUCCAACCUGAAUCCUUACAGCUAUGAUGAGAGUUGCGUAUCCAGCAGCGUAGAUCAUCUGCCACUGGCUGCUUUACCGCUGCUUGCCAUAGCUGCUCCACACUACCAAGAUGCCGUGGCAACAAUUAUCGCUCGGGCCAACCAGGUGUACCACAGUUUUCUGCAGUCGCCUGACGGACAGGGCUUCACAGGGCAGGUGUGUUUGUUGGGUGACUGUGUGGGAGGUGUGCUGUGUUUCGAUGCUCUCUGUUUCAGCAACAGCCCACGACAUAGUAGCCCCAUCCACAAAAGCAGAUAUAACAGCACAGAAAGCUUAAAGGAUAACCCUGAGGUCAGCCCGAGCCUGAGCUCCAGCAAGCGCCUUAGCAGGAGCAACAUUGACCUGUCUGCUCCCAGUGACUCCCGUUGCAGGAAAUCCCAGCUCAGCCGUAAACAGAGCGACUCAUACGAUGGAGACUCCUCCUGCAGCCAGCACCACCCUUUCCUUAGCAGCCUAAUUCAGGACGAAGUGGACCAGAGACCAGGGAGCAACACCAGUCUUGUGCUGAAUCCAGGUCGCUUUGACUUUGAGGUUUCGGAUUGUUUUCUGCUGGGCUGUCCUCUUGGACUGGUGCUAGCCAUGAGACGCACUGUGCUUCCUGCUGUCCAGGUGUCUCAGCUCCGGCCUGCAUGUUCUCAAAUCUUCAACCUGUUCUACCCCUCUGACCCAUCGGCCUCUAGAUUAGAGCCUCUUCUACACUCCCAGUUCCACAAACUGCCUCCUUUCCCUGUUCCCCGCUACCAGCGCUACCCGCUGGGAGAUGGUCGCUCCACCCUUAUCGUCGAUGACAUCCACAGCUACCCUGAUGUGUUCCUGCAUGGUAGCACUGUUCCGGUAGGCGCCUUGCACUCCACCUCUCCCCAGAGAGAGGGCAGCGCAGGUGGGCGGAUGGCUGUUGAGGUCCGCAGGUCCAGUUUGACCAGCAUCGACAGCCAGUUGUCGGGCUGCUGGGAGAGCAGGCUGAGUAGCACCAUCGCCAACAUCUCCAGCAGCUGGUGGGGCUCUAAGCGGUUAGAUUACGCCCUGUACUGUCCAGACGUCUUGACGGCAUUCCCCACUGUGGCUCUGCCUCACCUGUUCCAUGCUUCCUAUUGGGAGUCUACUGAUGUUGUUGCCUUCCUUCUGCGUCAGGUGAUGCGCUGUGACUAUGUGAAAACCCAAGAGACGGACAGCUCUGACUCCGCCCUCUUCUCCCCUUCCAGUCCAAGAGAGAAGUGGCUACGCAGGCGCACACACGUCAAGCUGAGGAAUGUCACCGCCAACCACAGAGUUAAUGAUGUCAUCGCAACAGAGGAUGGGCCGCAGACCCUGGUUGGUCGCUUCAUGUAUGGACCACUGGAUAUGGUAACCCUGACCGGGGAAAAAGUCGAUGUGUACGUGAUGACCCAGCCCCAGUCAGGUCGCUGGGUGCACUUAGACACUGAGUUGACUGGAAGUAGUGGCAGAGUGACCUACACCAUCCCUAAAACCAAAAAGCUGGCAGUGGGAGUCUACCCCAUCAAAAUGGUUGUGAAGGGAGACCAGACGUGUGCAGAGGCCUUCCUGACGGUGUUGCCGCGGGGAAUGGAAUGUGUCGUCUUUAGCAUUGACGGUUCAUUUGCCGCUAGCGUCUCCAUCAUGGGCAGUGACCCUAAAGUACGGCCUGGAGCUGUGGAUGUGGUCAGACACUGGCAGGACCUGGGUUACCUGAUCAUUUACAUCACUGGCCGUCCAGACAUGCAGAAACAGAGAGUUGUAUCGUGGCUCUCUCAACACAACUUCCCCCAGGGAAUGAUCUUCUUUUCGGAGGGAUUGGUUCACGACCCACUUCGCCAGAAAACCAUCUUCCUCAGGAACUUGGUGCAAGAGUGUCACAUUAAAAUCAACUGCGCCUAUGGCUCCAUGAAGGACAUUUCUGUCUACAGCAUGCUGGGCCUCAGCCCUAACCAGAUAUAUAUAGUGGGACGGCCCUCGAAGAAGUACCAGAACCAGUGCCAGUUUCUGAGUGAGGGCUACGCGGUACACCUCUCCUCCCUGCAGUUUAGUCACAGGGCCCGACCCAAGAAGAGCUCCUCGGUACGCAUGGUGCUGCGGAAAGGCUCUUUUGGUCUGUCAGCCAAACCAGACUUCCUAUGCAAGCGUACGCACCUACGCCGCACCAUGUCAGUUCAGCAACCCGACCCCCCCAUCACUGCCAACCCUAAACCAGAGCGAGCUCAGAGCCAGCCCGAGACAGACAAAGACCACGGGGGUGGAGGAGGAGCAGGCCAUGCCAUGUGGGCAAGGGGUUCCAUGCACCGUGGCGACACCACUCCUUGACCAAAGUGACAGAAAGAGAAGAGAUGGAAAUGAUCUCUCGGUGAACAGAGCCCAGGCAUUUGUCUACUCUGUGGGCGGUUGUCUGCAGGCCGCUUGUGGCCAGACGGACUUGCAAACUGUACAUUAACCUUUUGUGCCGGUGUGGCAACCUGGCCUGAUCUCUGUCACCACUGUCUCUGUUCAGCCAUUCAGCCAGAACGGAAUCUUGACAGCGAAGGCCCUGUUCUGCACUCCGCACACUUGUCUGCUGGGUCACAUUACAACUUAUUGGUCUCUAGUACACUGCAGAAGAGCAGCCAUGGGAAUAACUGCAAAAGCAUAUUUACAACACUCAGUGGUUUUUCUUGUGCACUCAUGUUGUAAAUAUAAAUGGCACUGUGAUGAAUUGAGUAUAUUUUGAUGUAUCUGCGUGUGGCAAUAACUUAUUACAGCAGUGCACGUUUUUGCAGGCCAAACUACCAUUUAAAAUUUGUAUUGUUAUGGUUUUAAGUGACUGUGUCAUAAUGUUAAUCAGUUUAUCAGUAUGACACCUUAAAGGAAUUGUUCACCCAAAUGAAAAUUCUUCCAUUAUUCACUGACCCUCGUGCCAUCUCAAACUUGUAUGACUUUCUCUCUCCUGUUGAACUCACAGUAAGAUAUUUUGAAAAAUGGAUGAGGUGUUUUAUCAAUGGGGUCCAACAUUUUCAAGCUCCAAAAAGAUCUUAAAGGCAGCAUAAAAGUAAUCCAUACUCGAGUGGUUUAAUCCAUGUCCUCUAAUCGAUAUAAUAGCUUUGGAUGAGAAACAAAGAAAAAGCUCUUCUGCCCAGCAAGAUCAUGCAAACGUGCAUGUGUCAAGCGUGAGGACAUGUGAACGAGCUUCUCUCAUGAAUGUGCCUAGGAGAGCUGGGCGGAACUGAAGAUUUUUGGUAAAUAAGGACUGAAUUUUUGCUUUGUUUUCCUCCCAAAGUUAUCAUAUCGCUUCAGUUGACAUGGAUUAAACCACUCGAGUCGCAUGGAUUACUUUUAUGCUGCCUUUUUGGAGAUUUAAGAUUUUGCACCCCAUUGACUUAUAUUGUAUGGAAGAAAACAUAAUUUCAGAAAUCUUUGUUUGUGUUCCACAGAUGAAAGAAAUUCAUGUGAGUUUGAGAUGACAUGAAGGAGUAAAUGAUUAGAGAAUUAUAAUUUUUGGGUGAACUGCCCUUUAAAGGGCCAUUCACACUGACAGUGUUUUGCAGUGAUAGAAGUCAUUCAUUUUCAGUGAGAGUUAGCAAUUUUUUUUUUGCAGCAUUGUCAGGAUGCUGAGGAACAAAAUUGGAGUUCAAUUGAAAUUCAAUUUUUCAAUCAGUACAUUUGCAUGCCCAGUUAUAAUUGAGCUAUGGCAGGUUUUUGCUUGAUCACGCUGCAGUUUUCAUUUGUCUAAGUAUACAUCACACAAUGCGUAAUCAAUUACUUAAAGGACAGACUGCAAAUAGGGUGGGUUAAAUACACGUCAUUGUCUUUCAGAUUAUGCGCAGAUUACAGCGCAGAGGCCAGUUUUACGAAGUCGAGCUACAAUCACAUUAUCUUGGACUGUUAGUCCAACUUAAAAAUUGGACUGGUACGUGUUUACAUGACAUGACAAAAAGAUUAAUUAUUGAUUUAGUCGGACAGAAAUCAAACUUUUAAAGUUCACGUAAAUACUGAAUGAUGCAAUGUGGCAACUACCAAUGAGAACGCAGACAGUGAUUAGCCUCAUGAUACAGUUGGAUACAGUGUGAACGCACCUUUAUGUAAACUGGCAUUGAUAUUGUUUACAUGUCAAUUCAUCUCACACUGAGGAUGAUGGUCUUGUUGAAGAACAUACUGUACUAUAUUAGUAUCUUAUUCUAUACUUGAGGAAAACCUAGUGUUACAAAAAAUCUACAACUUCUGUGUUUGAACAAAGAACAUAAGUCAGGCCCACUGUAUGACCUGGCCUUUACAAUGCUGGCAUCUGAAAUUACAAUGACUCAACCUGAAUGUGUCUAUAGUCCAUAGUUCUUGUAAAAUCAUGCUUGCCUAUUCCUGGUAGUUACUGAUUUUUGGUAUUUUGUAUGGGGCUGUCUAUUACAAUUAUUAUUUUUUUUUCUUGUAUAUUUACAGUAAAUGUAAAUGUUUAUAGUACCCUAAGAGUGUGUGAAAUAGAGCAUGAGUGUUUUGGUCUGUGUGAGUCUGUUUUUAUGUGUGUGCAUGUACUUAUGCAAGUGUGUGCAUAUUUCAAAAGGUGAGAGAUUGUUUGGAGAUUUUUGUAUUUAUUGUACAUAUUUGCAAUUCAGAGAUCAUGGUUUCCCGAUAAGGAUUAUCUGAUAUUUAAAGUUAUAAAAUGAGCCUGUAAUUUGUGUCAGUGGAACUACGAACUUGGAGAUUUUAUAGACGCACACAAUUUAUUUUUAUUUUUAUUUGUGUUAUUACACAAUGUGGAGCAGUGCUGCUUAUGAAUUUUCAAUAUACUGUAUAUGAAAAUGUUUUCAGCCUUAUCAAAAUGUAUAUUUACUUGUCUAAAAUCUAUAUUCUCAGAUGGUGUGUGAUUAAAGUAUAUUUGUAUUUUAAAAAGAUGUUCAACAUGUAAGGUUAAUAUUCGAUGUUUCACAAUGGACAAUUGUGCAAAUGGCAAGCAAAAAAAAAACAAAAAAAAAAAAGGGCGUCUUGGCAAAAUAUGUAAUUGUGGUAUUUGGUCCAGUUGGUCUAUUUCAGUGGAUGUGCUUCUGUAGGACCUGUACCAAACUGUAUGUUCAAUAAACCAGUCAGUAAAAUUAGCAUUAUAAUA